UCCAUCCCUUCGAUACUGUCUUGCUAUGUGCCUAAGAUGUCGUCUGCCAAGUUCAUACCACUAUCCUACUCUUCUAUGUACUGUAUGUACCUAGGUAGUACCGAUACCUACAGAGUGGCUGCCCCUCCUUCUGUUGCUGUUGAUCUUAACCCCACCAUUUAAUUGUACGGCUUCGAACAUCGACAACAUCUCACCUCGAACAUCAUAGUCUCGCCAAACACCUGGCAACAGUAAAGCGUGCGCACAUUCCCGAGCAACAAGGAGCUCUAGAUUAAUUCACAGAAGAGAGGAAAAGGCAGCAACAAGAGCAAACCAUGUACUCCCACACCCCGCCCGCGCCGCCUCCGAAACCGCCAGGGAGCCACGAUGUAAGCCGGAUGAGCACGCCCGCGUCCCUGGAGCCGCCCCGCCCUCCACCUCUGCCAGAAGCAAUCGCAGGCGAACUGGCCGACGUGGCACUCUCGGCCGAGGAGCGUGCCGCCGCCGCCGCCGGCCAGUCAGCGCAACCGACCCAGAACCAGAUCAUCGAGGACCCCGGAGACCAAUGGCUGCCUGCGUUCCUGCAAGAUAAAUCAAAACAAGACCUAGCCGAGAUCCUCUCGGACACCGCCACUCUCUCAGCUCUAACCCACGCCCCACGGACGGCGCACCCAUCGCUACGGCAGUCUCACGAAGUGCUACAGUCCGCGCUGGCGGAGAACAUGGAGCGGGCGGCAUCCCUGGCGCGGCUCGAAGCGCGCAUGCAGCAACAGCGCGAGGCGGCGCAGGGCCAGCUGCUCGCGACACACGCGCUGGAGAGGCAGUGGCGCGCCAAACAGUCCGCCAUGGACCACGCGCUGUCGCCCUUUGCGCCGGCCAGCCUGUACCAGCGCCUCGCGCAGGGCGUGCAGGAGCAGGAGGCCGUGUGCCGGGCGCUCGAAGAGAGCUUUUUAGAGGGCGAAGGGGACGGGGCGCUGGCCACCGAGAGGGAGGUUUCCGAGUGGAUCAGGAGGUACAGGGAGGCCAGGAAGGUGUAUUACCUGCGGCAGGCGAGGAAGGAGAGGUGGGAUGAGGGCCGGGUCGGGGGUUGGAGGUGACGUGAGGAGUUUGGUGGGGGGGAAGAUAUAGUCAAGAUUCAUCAUUGUGAAAGAGAAUCACGGGCGAUGUCUGCGAGGAAGAACAAGAAGUGAUAGGGCUUACGAGAUGCUCCAGCAAGCAUGGUUACCGUGUGCGGAGCACAUGAGCUAGGCUACAGCAAGGCGAGUAACAGCACGGACGGUAGACGGAAUACCGAAGAAGGUCAGGUAUCCGCAGGAAGCGAGGGUCUCCAUAGGCCAUGGGGGUAACAGGUGCUCAUCAGCUAAUUGAAAGGUAUCAACUACAGCCUCUUCGCGCCGAAAGUUUUGAAUCCACCACCUCAUAGGUGUAUAUUGACCCCUUCACCAACGGUCGUUUGGUCUAACCGGGAAUCCAG
Canariomyces notabilis is the source of this 1453-nucleotide messenger RNA. RefSeq lists its product as uncharacterized. The transcript has 2 exons. Gene Ontology annotation, cellular component: ESCRT I complex. The coding region runs from base 315 to 1076 and encodes 253 amino acids. Gene Ontology annotation, biological process: protein targeting to membrane; ubiquitin-dependent protein catabolic process via the multivesicular body sorting pathway; protein targeting to vacuole. The record is from RefSeq and is a predicted model, not a curated record. Lineage: Eukaryota; Fungi; Ascomycota; Sordariomycetes; Sordariales; Chaetomiaceae.